Molecule: messenger RNA, 447 nt
Organism: Solanum verrucosum
Lineage: Eukaryota; Viridiplantae; Streptophyta; Magnoliopsida; Solanales; Solanaceae
Product: classical arabinogalactan protein 9-like
Exons: 1
Coding region: 1-447 (148 amino acids)
Source: RefSeq, a predicted model, not a curated record
AUGGCCACAAAAUUCUGCAUUUUUCCACCUUUAAUCAUCCUAACAAUAUUAACUUUCAGUUCUUCUGGAAAUGCUCAAGUGUCUGAAGUAACAACUUCUAAUCAAGGUGUUCUCUAUGCUUCUCCACCACCACCAAAUGGAUGUCCCUAUUCUUGCCUUCCUCCACCUACCCCUACCGACUGCCCACCGCCUCCAUCUUCACCACAGCUACCACCUUCAGGGCAAGUCAACUACCCUCCGCCAAUGGGGUAUUAUUUGCCACCAGGUGGAGACUUUUUACCUCCACCGAUGUACGUGUAUGGUCCUCCACCUCCUAAUCCAAUUUUACCUUACCUCCCAUUUUACUACAAGAAUCCACCAUCUGAUUACUCUUCAGCUGCAAGUGAUCAUAAUUUGACAAGCAAGUUAUUGCUACUAUUUACAUUACUCCUUAUCUGGUCACAGUAA